AUGUGGGAUGUUUGGGGGUUGGGAAUGGUCAACAAUAGGGAUGCAAUACGUGUCCAUUGUCAACGUAUUGUGUUGAGUCUGUUCUCUAUUGUCACUAUUAUUGCACAAUUGUGCUUCCCUUCUGAACUGGCUCCGGCUACAACUCCAACGGGCAGUGCAGACUUCGGAGGAGUAGGUGGGCGCAAACAGCGCUUUAUUGAUUCCUCUCGGGCUCCUCAUGAUGAGGUGGUGAGCCAAAUUCUACGCACUUCUUCUGCUGCCUUGGCCGCUGCACAACGGUCUUCCUCUCCGAGAUCGUCUGCAAGUGAGUUUUUGACCAUUGUUUAA
This is a messenger RNA of Rodentolepis nana, 327 nucleotides long. Lineage: Eukaryota; Metazoa; Platyhelminthes; Cestoda; Cyclophyllidea; Hymenolepididae. The record is from the annotation of a GenBank genome assembly.